This is a messenger RNA of Larimichthys crocea (large yellow croaker), 4506 nucleotides long. RefSeq names its product sphingomyelin synthase 1a (gene sgms1a). Gene Ontology annotation, molecular function: ceramide cholinephosphotransferase activity; protein binding; sphingomyelin synthase activity. The record is from RefSeq and is a predicted model, not a curated record. The coding region runs from base 1006 to 2235 and encodes 409 amino acids. Gene Ontology annotation, cellular component: plasma membrane; endoplasmic reticulum membrane; Golgi membrane. The transcript is spliced from 7 exons. Gene Ontology annotation, biological process: ceramide biosynthetic process; sphingomyelin biosynthetic process. Lineage: Eukaryota; Metazoa; Chordata; Actinopteri; Sciaenidae.
ACUCUGAUUGGGUUAUUUUAAUGAGACUCAUAGUGAGCUGAGAUUUUUGCUAUGAGUCAGUCAUCCAUGCUACCCCCUUUUUUUUUUUUCUCCACAUAGUUUAGUGUGUCAGUGCGUUAAUAUUUGGCGUGCUCAACCCUUCACCCUUCAGAUAAGUGAGCGGUGGCUGGCUCAUGCUGCUCCAACGCUGCAUUUUCUGCGUAGUUGUCACUUUGCUGUGUUCAAAUGCUCCUCGAAUGCUCCGACUUUACAGCAUCGAGGGUGCUCACAUUUUCUGUUCUGCGCUUUAUUUCUGCUAAAUAAAAUAAAUAAACAUGCAAGGAGAUGUGCGUGUUAAUGGUGUUUUUUUUACACUUGGUAAUACAGUGUGUCCUAGCGAUCUCUCACGGUUUAUUCCGUGUUUCGUCGUAGGCUCCGUUGAAGAUUCCUGACGGUCCUUGAAGGCGGGGCGGGUGACGGCGUGAAAAGGGAACUCCCAGCGUCUCCAGGCAGUCACAUACCGCUUCACCCAUGAAAACACCGGACAGACUCACAGAGGGUUGUGUUGUACCACAUUGCGGUCAGAAACCACUACGAUUUUAAAGAGAAGCCCUUCAACAUUUCGACGGCAAGUCCGUUUCCCUCCUAUCCUCCCUCUUUCCUGGUAUGCAGUCGAUCAGAACUUGCCUCCAGCUGUACCUCGCACUCCCCCGAACACAAGCAGAGCCAUCCUGUGUCCACCGCUGACGUCUGGGUUGCAGCGUGUGUGGAGACGAGCUGAUGCGGUGAAAAAAACCAAACAAGGUCACUGUGGUUCACCUGCUAUCUAUUAGCCCUAGAGUGACCCUGCUACUUUCCACCCCCAUCACCUCUAGAGGAGGCUGGGCUGCCUCUAGGUGCAAGAAAAUACCAUGUGCCAAAACUGGAGAGGACUUAGCAUUGCCCCAUAGACAGCCAAAAUUCUCGUGAACCUCCCCCUCUAGUCUGAAGACCCCUCCUUAUCCUCUGCAUUGCCCACUGGCCAAGAUGAAGAAGGUGGCAUCAUGGACAGCAGAGGACGUCUCCGAUUGGUUGAGCAAAGAGGGGAUACCAGAAUACAUAGAGGCUCUCCGUCAGAUGGACGGCCCUGCUCUGCUGAGGCUCACCGAGGCAGAUUUCCAGAAGCCUCCCCUCUCGCUGGUGUCAUGUGAUGGCGGGCAGCAGCUGUUAGAGCGCCUGGAGACGCUGCGGAUAGAAAAUCAUAUCGAGGCACACAAAAACGGCCAUGCAAACGGGCACGCCGGUGGACUACCUAAUGGAACUAGCAAGCCUCAAAGGAACGGUGCAUUGGGGAUGAAGGACUUCAGGACUGAGAUGGUCCACAUCCCCAUCCCUACAAUGGAAACUACGCGCUCCUCGUUCCCUGCCGAGUGGGGGAAGACGGGCAUAGCGUACAUCUAUUCAGUGGUGUGGUUUGUUACCACCACAGUUGUCAUUUCAGUGGUCCAUGAAAGAGUGCCACCAAAGGAGCACACCCCACCCCUGCCCGAUAAAUUCUUCGACCUGUUUGACAGGGUGGAGUGGGCCUUCUCCAUCUGUGAGAUUAACGGCAUGCUGCUGGUGGGACUGUGGCUCAUCCAGUGGAUCUUACUCAAGCACAGGUCAAUUGUAGGCAGGCGGUUCUUUUUCAUUGUGGGCACACUCUAUAUGUACCGGUGUAUUACAAUGUACAUCACCACUCUGCCUGUUCCUGGGAUGCACUUCAAAUGCUCUCCAAAGCUUCUCGGGAACUGGGAGGCACAGAUGAGGAGAAUAAUGAAGAUGAUUGCUGGUGGGGGCUUAUCAAUCACAGGUUCUCACACCAUGUGUGGAGAUUAUCUGUACAGUGGCCACACCGUCAUGUUAACACUAACGUAUCUCUUCAUCAAAGAGUAUUCUCCCAAGCGGUUCUGGUGGUAUCACUGGUUUUGCUGGACGUUGAGCGCUGUGGGGAUUUUCUGCAUCCUUCUGGCACACGACCACUACACUGUGGAUGUGGUGGUUGCGUACUUUAUCACUACACGCCUCUUUUGGUGGUACCAUACUAUGGCUAACCAGCAGUCGCUGAAGGAGACGUCACAGAGUAACCCGUUCUCGCGGGUGUGGUGGUACAGACUGUUUCAAUACUUUGAGGAGAACGUCAACGGCACGGUGCCUCGUCACUAUCAGCUGCCGUUGUCAUUACGAUCGCUGCAGUGGAACCGCGGCGUAAAGUACAGCAAACUGGACAUCCAGUGACCCUUUUAUCAUGUCAAAGCAAGUGAGGACUAUGACUUUUAUAAGUGCUGUUUUUACCCCAUGGAAGACUGCACUGUUAAAUGUAGCGCGCUGUCCUUUCACCUCUAGUAACAGACACAUCCCUGUCCAAAUGGGUAGCACUGUGACCCACCUAGUAUCAUUUUUUUUCUUUCUCUGUUUUCUUUCAUCCUCUUUCUCUGGUAGUAUUUCUCAACACAGAGCACUAAAUUAUAUUUGUUUUGUGUCUUUUUCUCUUUGUGGGCCACAUAACUCAGUUUUUUUUUUGUUUUUUUUUGGCCAUAAGGACUCAUCAAUUUUAUUUCCUCUCUGCACAAAACCAUAGUUAAUGGCUUCAUGGUCUUACAAGAUUUUUUAGUGCAAAUGGUGUCAAUCAAAUGCUUAUUUGAUAACCAAAAUGCCAUAAGCAUUUCUUCUUCUUCUUCUUCUUCUUGUUCUUCUUCUUCUUUUUUUUUUUUAUAGCAAAUUACUUUUUGUAAACUGACCUUGCUAAAAAUGAGUCAAAGGUGCAAAAAAUAAGUUUUUUAAGUAUGUCAAACUUUAUUUUUCAAAAACAAAUGAUGUCCAAGAAAAGAUUUUUAGAUUUUUACCUUUUUCAAGAUGGAUAACUGAGAGCAUAAGAAUCUAAUGUGGUAUAACAUUAUUCCAGUGCCUUUCUUAGCUUGAUUGUAAACAGUUCAAGUACUAUGUGUCUUGUGUCUCUCUGCCGUGGUGUGACCACACCGCGGUACGAGGUGGUACUUAACGUUUAACGUUCUCGGUCUCGUUCCCAUGAAUGUAAAAACAACUACGCCAGCCUUACCAGAAAAUUGGUUUUCCCAAAAUUAAGUACAGUGAGUGAAAUGUCCCGUUUAUUUAUUGAUGCUUUAUGAUGUCAGUUUGUGUUUAGUUGGUCAAUGCUGUUCUAACAGAAAAAAUGACUGUUAACUGUAUUUUUUUUUUUUUUACUUCUGUAACAUUUCAUUUUUACCAAUCAGUCUUUUACCAACACCAACCAUGUUCAAAGCCCAUCACCUGUGUACACCACCACCACGUCUUUACUUCCCACCGCAACAUGAUCUGCUAAACAUCACUGCCUGAUUGGAAAUUGCAAAAGAAAUGUCUCCGAGGUGCAGAGUUAAGUUAUUCUGUACCUCACCCUCUUUUGCAUCAUCGCUGCAUCUCUUGCGUAGGCGAUAAUGAGCCCCUCUCUUGUUCCCCACAACGAGUUUGAAUUAUUCUCAUUACCAUUUUGUCUUCUAACCUUUUGGGCGAUGAGAGCGUAGACGAAAGUGUUUGUUGUGACACCUUUUUGUCGAGUUAAGGGAAUGUUAAAGUUGCGAAAAUGGGAGCUUCAGACAGCUUCUGAGCAUGUCUGUGAUGAAUCUGUACGUGCUUUUUAUGGUUUGUCUUGUGCUAAACCAAGCUGCUACCUUACAGUUUGAAGACAGUGUUUUUUUUCCUGAACAACACCACAACAAUCUUCUUUCAAGAAGUAUGGGAACUUGUGUGUGGGGAACAAGCUGCAGCAUGAUGCACAGAGCUGAUAUGUUUGCGUUCAGACGAGAUACCAUUGAUUUCCAUGAAUGUGAAAAUGCGUCCUUAUUGAUGAUCCUAAUCAUUUACAUGUUGUUGCUUUUUCUUUGUGUAACUAUGACUGAACUCUAAAUAAGUAUUGCACAAGUUCAUCUUUAGGGAAGGUUUUAACUUAUGUGAAACUUUAAUUUCAAAUUAAACUGAUUAGUUUCAAUGAAGAACUGCACUAAGCUUUAGAUUAUACAAAUCCAAAUAAAUAAUAAUCAUGAUGUGAUUUUAAUUUCUUUAAACAUUGUCAAAAGGAGGAGGUGAGAACGACAUUUCAAUGAGAGCUUAUGAUAACUUUUAGUUUUGAUGUUGGAGAAAUUACAGCACAGGCGUGUACCCUCCAUUCUGUAGCACUGUCCAAUCACUUCACUCCAUCUACAAAGAACGGUUUCUCGAGCACAGCAGUUUCCUCACAUUAUGAUUGAAGGUAACGUUUGAAGUAAUGGUCCAAACGUUUGAAGGAGUUUGAUAAGGAUCAUGGUUGGAGUUAAUGUUUGUCGUUAUAGUUUGCCAAUCAAGUUGGAUUUUUCUUUGUUCAUCUCAAAGAAAUUAAAGUUUGUUAUCCCGUAUGUUUCUCUGUAAAUGUAUCACCCACUUUUCCCUUCUUUUGUGUGUAUACCAGAUGUUUGUAAGAUAUGAUAAAGGAUUCUACUUGGGACGCUUUUGAAUAAAACAUUUUACGAUAAUGUA